AUGGCACCAACAGCAUCCGCAUCCACAGCUGCAGCUGCAGCAACCUAUUCAUCACCUUCACCACGUAAACAUGUAAAGAAACCAUAUAAAAGCUGGCUCAAGGAUGGAGUCAAUGGUGGACCAAGCUCUAUGCAGAUCGUAGUUCAAUGGUUAUCGGCCAACUAUGCGACCAAGUGGCGAGAUGACAGCGAUAAUCGCCUUCCCAAAAAGAUGUUGCUGCAAGAGAUCCUCGACCAAAUGCAACAAGCGGGUAUCCAUCAUCGCCUUGCCAAAGACGUUGCUAGCAAGAUUUCGACUUUGCAAAGCAACUAUAGAACAGCAAGGGAGUGGUACGACGUGAUCGGUUCGCAGUGGCGUAAAGCAGGUGCUCAAGAAGUUGAUGUUAAAAAAGAGGUCUUGAGACGUUUUCCAUACUGGGAUGAGUUACAUGGUGCUUUUGGUACCACCACCACUGUAACCACCACGACGACGACCACCAUUGCUGGUAGUGUUUCAAGCCGAUCCACCAUGACCACCAUGACCACGCAUGAUAAUAGUAAUAUCGUUGGUUGGCCUAUGUCCAUCAAAUCCAUUAUCCACAAUGACGAAAAAGAACAACGAAAGCAGGAUCAACAAGAGCAACAACAACAACAACAAUCAUUAGAUCAGCAUCAUCAUUAUCAAGGAAAACGACAACAGCAACUUCCUAGUCUUUCUUCAAUGCUUCCAUAUCAUCCCACCACCAACAUCAACCAUGAGCAACAACAACAGGCUGUUGCAACUGCCACCUUUGCAGCUGCCACUGCACACGCAACAUUAACAAAUGCCAAAGCAACAACGGCACGAGUGAUCCCACUUUCAAAAUGUACUCGAGCCUUUAUUGUAUCAACGGCUAUUGCUGGUAAUGAGAAAACAACCACUGUUUCUUCUCCCGAAUACGUGCCGAGUUCACCACCUACAACAACAACGACGACGACUACACGCCAUCCUAUCCAUCAUCAUGAGUCAUCAUCAGCAUCCGGAAUAGCAUACCCGUAUUAUUAUCAUCACCAUGGUGUGAAGCGGCGACAUCAUCACGAGGCCAUGGUGCUCGCACAAGAACAAGAAAAAACGCGGCGGGUCCGUGCAAGAGCUGAUCUUGUCAAACAUUUGGUCCAGACAGGUUAUUCCAAGGAUGAAAUCGCGGCCGAGCUAAAGUUGUGUUCUUGA
Molecule: messenger RNA, 1188 nt
Organism: Lichtheimia ornata
Lineage: Eukaryota; Fungi; Mucoromycota; Mucoromycetes; Mucorales; Lichtheimiaceae
Exons: 2
Coding region: 1-1188 (395 amino acids)
Source: RefSeq, a predicted model, not a curated record